CAUAUGUUUCCUACAAAAAGGCUCUGUUGUCUGCAUUAUUGUGAACGCUGGACAUGAUUUGCACUCCGCUUCUCAUUCACUGCCAAAGAGCGAUCGGCGCUGCCUCAGGAUGUUCCAAAUAAGGGCAGGGAAAUGGAAAACCACCGGAAUCGGUCCUUAUGUAGUCAUGCAAGUCCUUAUAAGGAACGGCUUUCCGGCAGCGGCGCAGCCUGCUACACAGAUGGGAAAUCCAAAUCUAAUCUACGAGGCGAUCGGGAGUGCGCAAGAAUGAUGGCGCUGUCCGGCGGAGCCACCAGGAUGCAUCGAUCCGGGACUUGUCGCUGUAUUUUUUAUUAUUUUAUUUUGCGCGCCGUACCGUGAGCGCUUCAUAUAAAUCCUCUCUUCUCUGUUUCCCCCCGGGCCGUCAUGUGUCCUCCGCUGCACUGCCUAAAUAUGGGCUUCCUCUACCUCCAAAUAUGGAUAUCUACGUCACGCAAGAGUAUAUAAAAGGAGCAGGGAAACCUCGCAGCGAAGAGAGAGCUCUGAGAGCCCACAAGAGCAACUGUUAGAGCAGAGAGAGGCAGGCAAACACACAACUGAAGAAAUAUCACAAGUCAAAACUCAUAACAUCCUCUAUCCGAGACGGUCAGAACCUGAUUGGAUGAGUCAAUUAUUGACAAAUCAAGAUUAAUCAAUUGAUUAGUUUUGAUUGGAAUGAGUUUUAAGGAGAAAUCUGCAUUUUUCUAAGAAGACAAGUGGAUUCUUUUUAUUUUUCUCACCUGAGAGGAAAAGGAAAACAACAGGGCCACUGGAGAACUGGUCUUCCACGGCGUGGGGGAAGAAGUGUUUGGCGCCUUCUGAGCUGAGAGAAGUGAUCUCCUCCACCUGUGAGGCACUGCUCUGCCAGCGCACUGCCAGCCACCAGCGCAGCUUCAGCACCAGCAGAGGAUGGCUGCAGCCAAGACCGAGAUGAUCCUGCCAGCCCUGCAGAUCUCAGAGCCCCUGAGCUUCCCUCACUCCCCCUUGGAUAACUAUCCCAAGCUGGAAGAGGUGAUGAUGCUCAGCUCUGGGGGGACCCCCUUCCUCACCGCCUCCGCACCCGAGGGUGCAGGCUUUGGCUCCGGUGAACCCGGGGAGCCGUACGACCACCUUACAGGAGAUACAUUACCUGAUAUCCCCUUCAACUGUGAAAAGCCAGUUGUGGAGCAGACUUAUCCCACCCAAAGGCUGCCCCCCAUUUCUUACACUGGCCGCUUCACGUUCGAACCUGCCACCAGCUGCAGCAACAGCCUCUGGGCAGAGCCCAUCCUGGGUCUGUUCAGUGGUCUGAUGGGCAACGUCGCCUCCAGCUCCAGCUCCGUCUCGACCGCUUCGCAGACCACCUCGUCUUCCUCUUCGUCCACUCCGUCCUCCUCCACUUCCUCCUCUUCUACCUCCUCUUCAACUCAGGGCUCCAGCCUCAGCUCCUCAAUCCACCACAGCGAGCCCAACCCCAUCUACUCGGCCGCUCCGACAUAUUCAAGUCCCAACUCUGACAUCUUCCCGGACCAGAGCCAGAGUUUUCCCGCCUCGGCAGGAGGAGUGCAGUACCCGCCCCCAGCAUACCCCAACGGCAAGACCUGCGGCAGCUUCCCCGUACCCAUGAUCCCCGAUUACCUCUUCCCCCAGCAGCAGGGAGAGAUCAGCCUGGUGCCCCCAGACCAAAAGCCCUUCCAGAACCAGUCCAGUCAACCCUCCCUCACUCCUCUGUCCACCAUCAAGGCAUUUGCCACCCAGACUGGUUCCCAGGACUUAAAAGGUGUCUAUCAGUCGCAGCUAAUUAAACCCAGCCGCAUGCGAAAGUACCCCACCCGGCCGAGCAAGACCCCCCCACAUGAAAGGCCCUACGCAUGCCCCGUGGAGACCUGCGACAGGCGCUUUUCCCGCUCUGAUGAGCUGACACGUCACAUCCGCAUCCACACAGGUCAGAAACCCUUCCAGUGUCGCAUCUGCAUGCGGAACUUCAGCCGCAGCGACCACCUGACAACACACAUCCGCACGCACACCGGAGAGAAGCCAUUCGCCUGCGAGAUCUGCGGCCGCAAGUUUGCCCGCAGCGACGAGAGGAAAAGGCACACAAAGAUCCACCUACGGCAGAAGGACAAGAAGGCAGAGAAAGCGGCGGCCGUGGUCGUGACAACAGCACCAGCAUCAGCCGCCUCACCUGCCUCCAGCUACCCCUCUCCAAUCACCUCCUACCCAUCCCCGGUGUCUUCCUACCCUUCUCCAGUCACCUCCUGCUACUCCUCCCCUGUUCACACUUCCUACCCGUCUCCUUCCGUCGCCACCACCUACCCCUCAGCAUCCAUGUCAAACACCUUUCAGUCCCAAGUCGGCUCUUCCUUUCCGUCCUCGGUUGCAUCCACCAUCUACAGCUCACCGGUCCCCACCCCACUUUCAGACAUGCAGACCACCCUUUCCCCGAGGACAAUCGAGAUCUGCUAAGUGACAGCAGAGAGCAGAACUUUUCAGAGUCCCUGCACACUUCUCCCUUCAUCCCAAUGUUUUUUUUUUUUCAGAGGGGAUAGAAAUCAGCAUGGAAAAGGACUUUGUUCCCUCCUCCAAAAAGCACUUUUCUGCUCACUUUGCAGUGUCAGAGACAAGAGAGAGACUCAAGUCAAGGACAGGGCAAAGACGGCACAAAAUGAAAAGGGAUAUUCCUGUUGAAAACAGAUGCAGCACUUCAAAAAACGUUAUGGACUCCAGAAACAGAGAGCAGAAAACGGCACUGGCAGGUCUGUGCUGUGAGGUACACAAAAGAGACUGAGUCCCUGCUGGUGGUGCUGAAGCACCCCCACCCUCGCAGGCACCCAUACAAAAGACAAUGAAUGAUACACAUAAGCUAUCAUAUAUGUAUAAUUGUACAUGUGCCAUGUUUUGUUUUUAUUUUUCUUUGGUACCACUGAUGUGACAGUUAUUUGCAUAUUUGAAAUGUAUUAUUUGAAGUGAACAGGGCCAUAUUUUCUACAUACUUUCUCUAUUACGUAGUGAUGAUGCUGUGAUUUGACAUUGUUUUUAAGAAAAAAAAGAAGCACUUAAGUAUUCAAGCAUGAGUAAGAGUGAUGUUAGUUUCUGUUUGUAAAUAUCAUCCACAGGUACCAUCUCUUUCUCACACGUGACAUAUCGCUUAUGGAGAAAACAGACAAAAAAAAUGACAAAAAAAGAGGACAAAAAAAACUGAGACAAACGCUUGCGUUAUUUGGUGCCUUUUGUGAAGCCUUGCUGAUGUUGCGGCUCGGCUGAGCGCGACAGAGGAUGCGCUGCAUCUCGCCUUAAGGGUUGAGGGAAUAUUUUUGUUACAGAAUGUAAGACGUACAGCGGGAGGAGAAGGGACGGGCUGUGUGGGCACCGCUUCAUUUUCACAGAAUGUAAGCAAAAAAGGAGAAAAAUCUAUAAAGUCUAUUUUUGUAAAAAACAAAAAAAAGUGUAAAUAUCCACAUCCUCAAAAGCUGGAAUGUUGAAGUUACCUACUGAGUAGGCAUGGGAUUCUUUUGUAUGUUAUAUACAUGCAGUCCAUUAUUUUGUGGUUAUCUUUAUUUUGUAUUUGUGUUUGUUAAGACAAGUAACUGUUUCUGGCUUCUAAACACAUUGAAUGCGCUUAACUGCCAAUGGGAUAUUUGGUGUACAAGAUAUCCUCCCAGAAAUAAAAAUAUAAAUAUAAAAAAAUCAAUACAUAA
Messenger RNA from Oryzias melastigma (Indian medaka), 3695 nucleotides. RefSeq names its product early growth response 1 (gene egr1). Gene Ontology annotation, biological process: regulation of transcription by RNA polymerase II. Gene Ontology annotation, molecular function: DNA-binding transcription factor activity, RNA polymerase II-specific; RNA polymerase II cis-regulatory region sequence-specific DNA binding. Bases 928 to 2463 code for a protein of 511 amino acids. The transcript has 2 exons. NCBI's taxonomy places the organism in Eukaryota, Metazoa, Chordata, Actinopteri, Beloniformes, Adrianichthyidae. The record is from RefSeq and is a predicted model, not a curated record.